GUCUAAAAGAUGAGAUAGUGAAGGUGUGUCUCACAUGAACUGUCUUUAAUUCUAAAGAACGCCGAUCUGUUCAUCGGACGGUCAUUAUCGAAAGAAGAGAGAGAGAAGACACGUGGAGUAUAUAGAUAAAGUCAAAUAAAAAUGCUUCCUUUACCUUUUCUUCCCACUCUCUCUCUCUCUCUCUCUCUCUCUGACUCUCUCUAGCUAACGAACGCCAUGGACGAGACCCAAAUCGCCUCCCUCCUCAAAUCAUCAGACCUCUUCCCUCUCCCUCAAAGCCUCAAACUUUCCUACGGAACAGCUGGAUUCCGCGGCGACGCAACGCUCCUAGCCUCCACCGUCUACAGAGUCGGCAUCCUCUCAUCUCUCCGCUCCCUCAAACUCAAACCCUCCACCAUCGGGCUCAUGAUCACAGCCUCCCACAACAAAGUCUCCGACAACGGCGUCAAAGUCUCCGACCCAUCCGGCGGAAUGCUCUCCCAGGAAUGGGAGCCCUUCGCUGAUCAGAUCGCAAACGCGUCUUCUCCUCAAAAGCUCGUCUCUUUGAUCAAAGAGUUCGUCGAAAGAGAAGAGAUUUCAAUCGGAGACGGUGAAGGAGAGGUGUGGUUGGCGAGAGAUACUAGACCUAGCGGUGAAGCCCUCCUCCGAGCUGCGGAGAUCGGAGUCUCCUCUGUUUCGGGAUGCGUGGCGGUUGACUUGGGAGUGUUGACGACUCCUCAGCUGCAUUGGAUGGUGAGAGCUAAGAACAAAGGUCUCAACGCAACUGAGAAGGCUUACUUCGAGAGUCUAACGACGUCGUUUAAGUGUUUGAUUGAUCUGAUCCCUUUUAACAAGAGUAGUGGUAGCAAGUUGGUGUUAGAUGGUGCUAAUGGUGUGGGAGGGGAAAAGAUGGAUGAGUUAUUAAGAGGGUAUUUAAGUAAUUUAGAUAUCGAGAUUCGUAACACAGGGAGAGAUGGUGGUGUGCUUAACGAAAGUGUAGGUGCUGACUUCGUUCAGAAGGAAAAUGUUGCGCCUUUAGGGUUUGGGGUUAACGACGUUGGCGUGAGGUGUGUUAGCUUCGACGGUGAUGCUGAUAGGUUAGUUUACUUUUACGUCUCUUCUGGUGAGAAGAUUGAGUUGCUAGACGGUGAUAAGAUACUCUCUUUGUUUGCUCUCUUCGUCAAAGAGCAGCUAAACGUUCUUGAUAAUGGGUGUUGUCGUCUUGGUGUUGUGCAGACGGCUUACGCGAACGGUGCGUCGACGGAUUACUUGAAUGGUUUGGGUUUAGAUGUUGUUUUCGCGAAGACUGGUGUGAAGCAUUUACAUGAGAAGGCGGCGGAGUUUGAUGUUGGGAUCUACUUCGAAGCUAAUGGCCACGGGACUAUACUCUUCUCGGAAGAUUAUGUUUCGUUGUUGGUUGAUAAGCGGAAGGGUCUGAGUGAAGGGUCUGAUGAGUACAAUGCGGUUUCUAGGCUAGUGGCGGUGAGUAAGCUGAUUAACCAAGCGGUUGGUGAUGCUAUAAGUGGGUUGCUUUUGGUUGAAGUGGUGCUGCGACAUAUGGGGUGGUCGGUGCAGAAGUGGAAUGAGCUGUAUAAGGAUCUUCCUAGCAGACAGGUUAAGGUUGAAGUUCCGGAUAGAACAGCGGCUGUGACCACGAGGGAAGAGACCGAGGCGCUGAGACCUUUGGGGAUACAGGAUGCUAUUAAUGGUGAGAUUAGGAAGUACAAGCGUGGCAGAGCUUUCAUAAGGCCAUCAGGUACAGAAGAUGUUGUGAGAGUAUAUGCAGAGGCGUCGACACAAGAGGAUGCUGAUUCUUUGGCUGAUUCUGUGGCUCAGCUUGUCAAAAGCUUCCUUGGUUCAAGCUAAAGCUUCAUUUGAGUUCUGUUACUUGAGAGUUACUUUUUGUUUCUCUUGUAGCUCUUCUUUGUUUCCAAUAAAGUUAUGAAACUGGAAUGUAUCUUCUUCUCCUGGAAUAGUACAAGUGAGAGAUUGUUGUUAA
Messenger RNA from Brassica napus (rape), 1978 nucleotides. RefSeq names its product phosphoacetylglucosamine mutase-like. The record is from RefSeq and is a predicted model, not a curated record. The coding region runs from base 217 to 1845 and encodes 542 amino acids. Gene Ontology annotation, biological process: carbohydrate metabolic process; UDP-N-acetylglucosamine biosynthetic process. Gene Ontology annotation, molecular function: phosphoacetylglucosamine mutase activity. NCBI's taxonomy places the organism in Eukaryota, Viridiplantae, Streptophyta, Magnoliopsida, Brassicales, Brassicaceae. The transcript has a single exon.